GAAGUAGAUUAAAGCAUACCAAAAUAGAACUCCAGAAAGACAAAUGGAAAACACACAGGAUGGAAACCUGGGGGACUGGUUCAAGAUCACAGUCCCUUAUGGGAUAAAGUAUGACAAGACAUGGCUAAUGAAUUCAAUCCAGAGCCAUUGCAGUGUCCCCUUCACUCCAGUGGAUUUCCACUAUGUUAAACAUCUGGCCCAGUUCUUUGUCCAGGAUGCUAGUGCUGCCUCUGCAUUGAAGGACAUAAACUACAAGAUUUUUGAUGAGGAGAACCAAAAGAUACCUAUCUUUGUUAAUACUUCUGCUGUACCCUACUCUAUGUGCAAUAAGUUGGAGCCAGAAAAAAUGGAACAGCUAAAGCUGACCAUAAGCAAACGAUAUGAUGUUUCGCAGAAAGCUCUUGACCUUCAUAAGCUCCGCUUUGACCCAGACUUACUGGGCCAUGAUAUUAUUAUAAUCCUGAAUCGAAGAAACUGCAUGACUGCCAUCCUGCAGACUAUCAAAAAGAAUAUCCCUGAGCUGUUGUCCUUGAACUUGUGUAAGAACAAACUGUGCCAGCUGGAUGGCCUGUCCGAUAUUAUACAGAUUGCCCCCACAAUCAAGACCCUGAACCUUUCAAAAAAUGAGCUAAAGUCAGCCAGGGAGUUGGACAAGAUAAAAGGGCUGAAGCUCGAAGAGCUGUGGCUGCAAGGGAACCCCUUGUGCAAUACCUUCCCAAACCAGCCCACUUACGUAAGCGCCAUCAGGAAAUAUUUCCCCAACUUGUCACGCUUGGAUGGCCAGGAUUUACCUCCACCAACUGUAACUGGCAUUGUAGAUAUGGACAUAAUAAAACCCUGUAAGGAAAGCUUUAAAGGACCUGAGACCCUGAAGAAUCUAGUCUUUCAAUUCCUGCUUCAAAGCAACUUGUGCGAGUACUUAAAGGAUAACAGGAAUAUGAAGAACCUCAAGGAUUCUGACCUGCGGUUUCAGCUACUGAAGCAUACAAAGUGUGAGAUUGUGAACUCCCUCUGUGUGUUCCCCAAAACUCAGCAUGACCUUAACUCCUAUGUGGUAGACCUGUGGGCCCACACGGAAAUUAUGCUCUGUUUUUCUGUCAGUGGGGUUUUCAAGGAAGUGGAAGGAAAGUCUCAAGGUUCUGUCCAUGCCUUCACCCGGACCUUCAUCUUGUCUUCUGGCAGCAAUUCCAGUAUGUGCAUCGUGAACGAUAUAUUGACUGUGGGGAAUGCCAGGACAGAAGAAACCCAGAGUGCAUUCUCCAUUCCAGUACCUACACCCACCUUCAGCUCCCUAUCUACCCUCUCCCAGGAGCAGCAAGAAAUGGUGCAGAUUUUCUCCAUCCAGUCUGGGAUAAGCCUCCAGUGGUCUCAGAAGUGCCUUCAGGACAAUGAGUGGAACUACAUCAGAGCUGCUCAGGUCUUCGCUACGCUCAAGACCCAGGGCAAGAUCCCAGAGGAGGCCUUCAAACAAAUUUCUUAAAAAGAGCUCUUGGAUGUCAUCUUUGUCUUCAUCCACAUCAUUUAUCUUUUCUCCUGCCUAAGGCCAUACCCAUGACUGGGCCUGGAGGCCUGGCUGACCAAGAAGCCAAAGUUACCUAACCACCUGAAGUGUCAUUUGUUCUGUUUAU
Myotis brandtii (Brandt's bat) is the source of this 1628-nucleotide messenger RNA. RefSeq names its product nuclear RNA export factor 2. The coding region runs from base 44 to 1480 and encodes 478 amino acids. Gene Ontology annotation, cellular component: nucleus; cytoplasm. Gene Ontology annotation, molecular function: protein binding; RNA binding. Lineage: Eukaryota; Metazoa; Chordata; Mammalia; Chiroptera; Vespertilionidae. Gene Ontology annotation, biological process: poly(A)+ mRNA export from nucleus. The transcript is spliced from 18 exons. The record is from RefSeq and is a predicted model, not a curated record.